CCCGGGUUGCCCUCUUUUGUGUGUGUGUGUGUGUGUUUGUGUGUGUGUGAGAGAAAGACUACCGGCAGAAGGUACCACAUAUUUUCAAUAUCGGAAGUUAACUUCUCUUAUCCAACAACAAAACACAAGAUACAAAACAUUGCUUUGUUUUCUAGACGUAUACUGGAUCAGCUGUUGACAGAGGGGAUCGCCGAGCUAUGUCUUGCCGUCUGUACGAAGGAAAGGAACAAGCUUCAUCCUACUGGAAGUACAGGAUCGCUCCAUCAGAUCAUCUAAUACAACAGGUGCUCAACUUCCUGGAAAAGCAGAUGGAUCAACCGUUUGAGCUGGCAGUGGAUGUUGGUUGCGGCUCAGGUCAGGGCACACUGCUGCUGGCCAAAUAUUUUGCCUCCGUGGUGGGAACAGAUGUUAGUCCUGCGCAGCUGGAAAUGGCUACGCAGCACACCCAAGAGCCGAACAUCACUUACAGACGGUGCGUGGCCGAAGACCUGCCGUUCGCCGACGGCUCGGCGGACUUGGUGACGGCCAUGUCGGCCUUCCACUGGUUCGACCGACCUCGCUUUCUCCAGGAGGCCCACAGAAUCCUGAAGCCCCGUGGCUGCUUGGCUCUGCUCAACUACACCAUGGACAUGCGGCUCAGCUCUCCCGACCGCUGCUCGGACUCACUCAACCGAGUCUGCAACCAGUUCUAUGCAGCCCUGCAUCCUUACCGCAGUGCCAAGCUCGGUCCCAGCUCUAUUGAGUUUUACCGCGAGGCCCAUGGAUCCAUCCCUUACCCUGACAAGGAGUGGCACGAGUGUGUGUGGGUGGAAAGGCCCAUGCCUCUGUCCAGUUACAUGGGGUUGGUGGAGUCCUUCUCCAGCUAUCAGGCGCUGCUGAAGGAGGACCCGCAGAAAGCCACGGCACUCUCUCAAGACGUGUGUCAAAGGUUGAUGUCCAUCAUGAGGGUGACCUCUGUGGAGACGGAGGUGGUGGUGGCUGUGAAGUAUUUUUACCUCCUGGCCUGCAAACCGCAGGAAGCCUGACGUUUCGACAAAGUCCUGGAGAACCUUGCACUACCACCCAGUCUUUUGUCAACUUGUUCUGCGCUAAGGUUUUCUCUUCUUAAGUAUUUCUCAAUACAAGACGAGUUAGCUUGUUAGAUGUUUGCUACUGGUGUAAAUGCUGUUUUGUUUUAUUUGACAUGUUUUUACUUCCAUGAGAGUAGACAACAUCUAACUCUCAGCUUUCUGAAAAUAUUGCUUUUGAUUUACACAAAGGUAAGUUGUCCAGAUGAUCAACUGUUUCUAUAUAACAAAACAAGUUUUCACUUUAACAUUGAGUGUUUUUCUAAAGUACACAGAACAUCAUUGAGUGAUGCCUUCUCAUGCAUUAGCUACACUUGAAUAUUGUAAAUGAUCUACUUAGUGUGUAAUUGGUCAAUUGCAAUGGCUCAGUGUGAACAAUGUUUAGUAGAGUAGUAUUUGAAAGGUUGUACCACUAGAGGGAGCCAUGUGUUUAAUAGUGAUGAUUGGCAGUCUUCUUAUAUAGAUAUAUAUGUAUAAACGUAUCCACUCAGUACCCGGUGUUACGGAUUAACAGGCUACCCUGUUAACUGGCGACUUCAGCCGAAUACGUCCGUUGUUGUCGUGGUUACGACGGCCGUUAGAAAAAUAGGAUAGAGAACACGUAUAGAGCGUAUUCACGUGACGUCAGCAUUUCAAUCGCGCCAUCUUGGGGUCCACUUAUUAAAUGUCAGAAGAAGUUGACCUGGC
Molecule: messenger RNA, 1754 nt
Organism: Pseudoliparis swirei
Lineage: Eukaryota; Metazoa; Chordata; Actinopteri; Perciformes; Liparidae
Exons: 6
Coding region: 198-1025 (275 amino acids)
Molecular function (GO): S-adenosylmethionine-dependent methyltransferase activity
Source: RefSeq, a predicted model, not a curated record